CUCUUUUUAUCCGCCACACAGCUCCCUUACGCUUUCCUUAAAAAACUUACGCAUAAUGGCCUCUAUUUCAGUAAAUGCUUCAGAAUCUAAAGAUCUUUUAAAAAUGGAGCGUGUUGGAGCCCAUUCUCACAUUCGAGGCCUCGGUCUUGACGAUGCACUUGAGCCACGCGCUACUUCGCAAGGCAUGGUGGGUCAACUCAAAGCACGUAAAGCAGCAGGUGUCAUUCUUCGUAUGAUUGAAGCUGGCAAGAUUGCCGGUCGCGCAAUCUUGAUCGCUGGUCCUCCAUCCACUGGCAAAACCGCGAUCGCAAUGGGCAUGGCACAAGGAUUGGGUACCGACGUUCCAUUCACCAUGCUUGCAGCAUCCGAAAUUUUCUCGUUGGAAAUGUCAAAAACCGAAGCACUUACUCAAGCAUUCCGUCGCUCGAUUGGUGUACGAAUUAAGGAAGAAUCAGAAAUUAUUGAAGGUGAAGUUGUAGAGAUCCAGAUUGAUCGAUCCCUGACAGGCGGCUCGAAGACGGGCAAGUUGACGCUCAAGACCACAGAUAUGGAGACCAUUUAUGAUUUGGGUAACAAGAUGAUUGACGCAUUAAACAAGGAAAAGGUUAUGGCUGGUGACGUUAUUGCUAUCGAUAAAGCCUCUGGACGCAUUACCAAAUUGGGACGCUCUUUUGCUAGAGCACGGGAUUACGAUGCUAUGGGCACAGAUACCAAAUUUGUGCAAUGUCCAGAAGGAGAAUUACAAAAGCGCAAAGAAGUUGUUCACACAGUUUCUCUCCAUGAAAUUGACGUGAUCAACAGCAGAACACAGGGCUUUUUGGCAUUGUUCUCUGGUGAUACAGGUGAAAUCAAAGCCGAAGUGAGAGAUCAAAUCAAUGCCAAGGUGGCUGAAUGGAGAGAAGAGGGCAAGGCUGAUAUUGUUCCUGGUGUAUUAUUCAUUGACGAAGUGCAUAUGCUUGAUAUUGAAUGCUUCUCGUUCUUGAAUCGCGCUUUGGAGGACGAAAUGUCACCUGUUGUCGUCAUGGCAUCCAACCGAGGCGUUACCAAGAUUCGCGGUACAAAGUACAAGUCUCCACACGGUAUCCCUGUCGAUUUAUUGGAUCGAAUGCUCAUUAUCUCAACCUCCGCAUACCAACUAGAGGAGAUCAAGCAGAUUUUGACGAUUCGGUGCCAAGAAGAGGAUGUAGAAAUGACUGAGGAUGCAAAGGACGUAUUAACAAAGAUUGGAAUGGAAACAUCCCUACGAUACUCGAUUCACUUGAUUACAGCAGCUCAUUUAGUUGCACGAAAGAGAAAGGCAACUGCUGUUGACGUUCCAGACAUCAGACGAGUAUACUCCCUGCUGCUUGAUGAAAAGCGAUCGGUGCAGUAUCUGAAGGAUUAUCAAGACCAAUACAUGUUUAAUGAAACCAACAACGACAUGGCUGUAGAUGCUGCCAUGGAAAUGUAAAUUACGCUCACGAUAUAUUUUUCCGAAUAACAUACUUAUACUUUUUUUGUGAAAUGAAAACAACAAAACAGAACAAAAAAAUUG
This is a messenger RNA of Zychaea mexicana, 1534 nucleotides long. RefSeq names its product RuvB-like 2. Gene Ontology annotation, molecular function: DNA helicase activity; ATP hydrolysis activity; ATP binding. NCBI's taxonomy places the organism in Eukaryota, Fungi, Mucoromycota, Mucoromycetes, Mucorales, Lichtheimiaceae. The transcript has 11 exons. The record is from RefSeq and is a predicted model, not a curated record. Gene Ontology annotation, cellular component: Ino80 complex; Swr1 complex; NuA4 histone acetyltransferase complex. Gene Ontology annotation, biological process: regulation of transcription by RNA polymerase II; chromatin remodeling; box C/D snoRNP assembly. Bases 56 to 1450 code for a protein of 464 amino acids.